AAACAUGGUGCCAUUGUUUUGGCUCUCUCUCUUUCUCACCUGCCUGCCACUACAAGGCGCUGCGCGACUACAAAGCUGUCUAUCACAACCGAGCAAUGUGAUUUUGCGGGAGACGGGACAAGACGGCGAGAUCUGGUGCGGUGUCCAUCCCAACUGCUCAGACAAGGGCCUGCAUUACCAGUGGUUCACUUUCAAACGCAGCAGUCACAUUCGUCUCAACCUGGAUGACAUGUCCCACAAGUACAGCCUCCAAGGAGCAACUUUACAAAUAAUGUCCCUCAACACCAACGACAGCGGGAUUUACUACUGCGGCGCCGUUUCCCCCGGAGAACCGAGACCUGGGGCUCAGCAUGUUGGACUGGGGACAACUCUUGUUGUUAGAGAAAAGACCAAGCUCAUGGUGGGACACGUUCUGUUGUGGUUAACAUUUGUCCUCUUGGUCAGCUACAGCUUGACAACAGUGACGCUUAUCGUUCAAAAGAAGUACGGCCUCAAUAUAUGGAACUGCAGACGGCUAUGCAAAAGUGACAAGCAGAAGAGCAGCACAAAUAAAACUACAAUCUUCCGGGAUGUGCUGCAAGAGAUGCGUCACAGACGUGACUUGAAGAGGAGCAAACAGGCCUCGAGGAGAAACCCUGCACAGCUUGAGACGACAGCUACCGAGUGGAAAAACACGCCUGACGACAUCUAUCAAAAUGUGUAACUGUCUCCCCAUACUUUCAGUUCUGCCGCUUUUAGGAAUGUAAUGCCAAAAAGAACAUUCUGAAAGUUAACCAAGAUAUUUAUGAAAGUUAAAUGUGGGAUUGGGUACAUCAUUUAUGUGAGUUUUUAUGAUUUUGCCUUCAUAGCAGGUGUCCACCAAGGGCUGCGUACAGAAAAACUGAAGGACACGGACACACGGAUACUUUUGUCCAUGAAAGAUGCUAAAACCGUCAGUAUCACGAUCUAAACAAAACACAGAAAGCUAAUGAGUAUAACACCUAAUAUAUAGCCCAUUAAUCAUGAAUCCAUGUUAUUUUUACAACAUGCCUUAUAUGGUCCUUGGGCCACACUUUGGAAACCCCUGCUUUAUUGUUUAGAUCAGUGGUCCCAAACUUAUUUUGACCCACGGACCGGCUUGUGUUCCCACAAAUCUCCCGCGGACCGGGGGUGUGCUCGUACAUUAUAGCGAUCUAAUUUAUCUUAUUUAUGAUGUAUUGUGUAAAACUAAGACAUGAAUAACAUCACAUUAAAAGCACAAAAUGAAUGCCGACCCACCAUCCACCAGUUCAAGUUUUUCCAGAGAGAUUAUUACAUCGCUGUUUGACGUGUAAAGGCAGUGCGCUAGCAUGAAUUAACUUAAAUUGAAUUAAUGAAUUAAGAGACAAAAGUGCACAUUAUCGUUCAUUAAGUCAUCAAAACUUACCUUUAUGCAUUCCCACAUAGUAUCAGCAUUUGAGACCAAAUAUGAGGUGAAAGAAAAAUGGUAAAAAAUACAGUAGUAGUCUAUCUGUGCAGCAUGUGAUAAAGUUAGCACACGCACAAUGGACAUGCGUCAAGUGAGACGGAUGUAACAGAGAGAAUCCGGCCACUUUUCAAAAUAAAACAUCAAAAAAAUGAAAUAAUGGAAAUUAUGUUUUCUUUCUGUGCGGCCCGGUAUCAAAUGACCCACGGCCCGGGGGUUGGGGACCACUGGUUUAGAUGGUUCUACUGUAUUUGUAGACGCAUUCUUAUUCCCAAUAUUAUACAUCAUAUUUUAGUGACAGCUCUGCACUUUCUGGUGGUGUUUAUAAAGGCAAAAUCCUUGUGGACAUACUGUAUCUGCAUGUGUAUCACAACGGAGCAAGUGCAUGAAUGGGAACAUAAUUAUUUUUUAAUAAAAUACAUUCUAAACCAACCAUAUAUUUUUUUCUUGUAAAUGUCAUUUGGUCCUUAAAUGUCAAGAAAAAAAAGGCACAUUACAUGCACAGAUGACAUGAUAUAGUCUAAUGUAGUACAGCGCAAUAGUAAGAAUAGAAAUGCAUACAGGGGUACAGUAUCACCUUUAAAAAAAAACGUAA
Messenger RNA from Dunckerocampus dactyliophorus (ringed pipefish), 2039 nucleotides. Its product is annotated as immunoglobulin superfamily member 6. The record is from RefSeq and is a predicted model, not a curated record. Lineage: Eukaryota; Metazoa; Chordata; Actinopteri; Syngnathiformes; Syngnathidae. The transcript is spliced from 6 exons. Bases 5 to 703 code for a protein of 232 amino acids.